GGAAGCCGCCGGAGCGGCAGCUGUGGUGCCCCGUGCAGCGAGGGGGGAGCGGCAGCCGCACGCAGCGGGCCUGCAGCAGGGGGGCCGCGGAGAGCAGGAUGGCGCUGGAUUUCCUAGCGGGAUGCGUUGGCGGUGCUGCUGGGGUGCUAGUAGGACAUCCAUUUGACACUGUUAAGGUGCGUCUUCAAGUACAAAGUGUAGAGAAACCUCUCUACCGUGGGACCUACCAUUGCUUUCAGUCUAUCAUAAAGCAUGAAUCAGCGUUUGGACUUUAUAAAGGUAUUGGGUCACCAAUGAUGGGACUUACCUUCAUUAACGCACUUGUGUUUGGCGUUCAGGGAAACACAAUUCGUGCUCUCGGAAAAGACACUCCUCUAAACCAGUUUCUUGCAGGUUCGGCAGCAGGAGCCAUUCAGUGUGUGAUCUGCUGCCCUAUGGAGUUAGCUAAGACAAGAAUGCAACUUCAGGGAACAGGUGAAUACAAUCUAAAGUCAAAGAAUUACAAGAAUUCUCUAGAUUGCUUGCUUAAAAUCUACCAAAAGGAAGGUUUGAGAGGUAUCAACAGGGGCAUGGUGUCCACAUUCCUAAGAGAGACCCCGAGCUUUGGCUUUUACUUCCUGACAUACGACUCUUUGACCAGAUACUUAGGCUGUGAAGUGGAGGACAGUUACAUCAUCCCCAAAUUGCUGUUGGCUGGAGGCAUGUCAGGAAUUGUAUCCUGGCUGUCUACCUAUCCUGUGGAUGUGAUCAAGUCCCGGCUUCAGGCAGAUGGAGUCAGAGGAGUUGUUCAAUACAAUGGAAUUCUGGACUGCGUUAGAAAGAGUUACCAUGAGGAAGGUUGGAAGGUGUUUACAAGAGGUCUUACUUCUACACUUCUCCGAGCUUUCCCUGUCAAUGCAGCUACUUUUGCCACUGUCACGGUGUUUCUUAUGUAUAUGAGGUCAGAGGAGAAUCUACGUGAAUGUGAGGCAGGUCCAGCAAUCCAGCAGCCUUCAAGCUUGUGAAUUCAUUGUUCAGUGAUUUAACACAUCUGUUACAUGUUUAUUUUCUGGAGUUAAUUUUACAGGGCUUAUUUUUGUAAACAUUUUAUCUAUAGAAAUUGUGUAAAUAAAUUUUAUCUGUGUAAAGGCUGUUACUUAGAAUUUCAUCUCAUCACUCCUGUAAGCAGCUUAUUACCUUUAUAAUGAUCAAAAUGUGUUAAUCCAGGCAAUGUAGGGAUCUGACUUUAGAAACAUACUGUACAGACAGUGCUGCUAUAUCGCUACGUAUGGUCUGGAGAAUCUUGUAGUACCAGAAACCAAGUUUUCUUCCAAUCGUGUUUUGAAUGACCAAGUCGAUCACUUUGUUGAAUACAAAAGAACAUUUUUUGUAUUUGACAGGGACACCUGUAGCCUUCAUAGAAGUCAUGGUUUAUUAUGCUGGAGAUGUUACAGAGAUAAGGCUUAAAUGUUUAAGACAUGGAGUAGCCUUCAGCUAGCUGUAUUUCCCCCCCCCCCCCCUUGGCUUUUGUAAAUUUCAGUUUAGUUAUUUAAGUAGCCAGCCUAGUUUAUUAAAACUUGAUCUGUUCCAUAACUUCUCUCACUUCCUUCCUUCUAUACACACAUGUAUUUCUUUUUUCAUUGUACUUAAAAGGAGCAUUUGAAUCCCACCUACAUUUGUUUCUUUAAAUUGCAGAGUUAAGGAGACUCAAGGCAAGUGAGCUUGAUGGCAUGAUUUGCUUUUACCUUCAACUUUAUUCAUUUUUGUGUGUGCAUGGAAUGUGUUAACUAGCUUUAGUGCAAGCAACUUUCAUUCUUCUGGAGAGGUUUAUGUAAUUACAUGCCACUGCUGGCCAUUCUCAGAACAGGCGAUAUGGCACUCAGUGAUGUGUAAUACAAGGUCUAUUCUUUAUUACUGCUCAAAUUGUUACAUGUAUUAAACUGUUGGGUCAUCACUUUUAUAUAGUCUUUUUUUUUUUAAAUAUAUAGUGGUGAAAAUACACAGUGGCAUAGAGGUGGAGGUUCCAUAUCACACCAUGCAGUGAUGGAUAGGGGUGUUAUGCUGAAAUGCCUAAAAGGGGAUUAGGAUUUGAUGGUAUUAUAUUAAGUUCUUAUACUACACUGUCCUGAUUUACUUUGUGUGUUUGGAAUAAAGUCAUACUGAAAAGUGUUCUGGAGAACCUUUUGUAACAUUCACCAAGUGUUAUAUUUAUAGCAGUGUGCCCAAAAGGGGAUUGCUUUAAACAAAACUAUUCAUGUUGGAUAAUAACCACGAUUGCUUGGCACAAACAGAUGGAGGGGAAGCAUGUUAAAAGCAUCAAGCUUGCUCAGUGGAUGUUGAACAUGUUACACUUCUACUUGGGACAGGUGCAAUAUGUUUCUAUUUUUUAAGAAGAAACUUUCAGUUUAUAGCAUUUUGUACUGUAACAAAAUAUGCUGGAGAAACCUGUAAAACUGGUAUGUCUCUUUAUACCUUGGAGGUAUGUUGGAUGUUUUGGUGCCUACUUGCACUGAGAUUCAAACAAUGUGAAACAUGUCUAAGCUGUCUUUGCUUUGAAUUAUGCAUAUACAAUUUACACCUUUGUACAGUAUUCUGUAUUUACUGUAAUAAACUUAGGGAAUAAAAGUUUUUUAAAAUUUUGA
Messenger RNA from Chelonia mydas (Green sea turtle), 2621 nucleotides. It is a transcript of the gene SLC25A29, whose product is annotated as solute carrier family 25 member 29. Lineage: Eukaryota; Metazoa; Chordata; Testudines; Cheloniidae. The transcript has 4 exons. Bases 99 to 1004 code for a protein of 301 amino acids. Gene Ontology annotation, cellular component: mitochondrion. Gene Ontology annotation, molecular function: high-affinity L-arginine transmembrane transporter activity. The record is from RefSeq and is a predicted model, not a curated record. Gene Ontology annotation, biological process: mitochondrial L-ornithine transmembrane transport.